AUGACCUACCUUAUAUCCAUUACUGGUAAUACUGUAUUCAUUUCCUCGCUCAAUGUACUCACCGCGCGAGCUUCCACUCCGGCCGCUGCCAUACUGGAGUGCUUCCAGGUAUCGCCGCCAGUUGAAACACCUGUGGAUGCCUUAUGUACGCAGGUAUUGAUGGUACACUCAUUUGCCAAUAGCUAUGGUAACCCAUUCCUUGGCGAUUAUGUACCACCGCUAUGUGACUUCAACCGUGUCACCUUCAACUUCACUGUGACCUCCGCUGGGAGGCAAUUCGACCGGCUUGGACUAAUGUAUCUCAACGAUACGGAGAUUUGGCGACUGUCCACUGCGGAGCCAACAUCGACCGGCAUCGAGUGGACAUAUUUGAAAGACAUGAGCCACGUUUUAGCGCUCUUCAAAGAGCCUCAGAGGAUCAUCUUUGAUCUCGGAAAUCUCAUCAAUGAUGUCUAUACUGCACCAUUCAACACCACACUUACGGCCAUGUUUUUCAAGGAGAGUUCACCUUUGCAGGCUGCAGACCUCAUCAUACCUGUUUCCGCUCGUCAGGGGGCUGUAGACAAACCAAGCGCUUUCAUUGUGCCAGACGCCGUAGCUACUAAUGACUUAAUGCUCCCACAGAACGUCAGACGAGCUGUGUUCUCCAUAUCUGCGUGCGGUCAAGCAGCCGAAGAGUUCUGGUGGUCUAACGUUCUCUCUUCUGAUACAGCGACUUUCAACGGCACGACGCUCAACGGAUACUCCCCAUUCCGAGAAGUACAGCUGCUCAUCGAUGGUAUUAUAGCGGGCAUUACUUGGCCGUUCCCGGUUAUAUUUACCGGUGGUGUCGUUCCAGGCCUCUGGAGACCGAUUGUAGGCAUCGAUGCAUUCGACUUGAUUGAAGAUGGGAUCGACAUCACGCCGUUCCUGCCAUUGCUUUGCGACGGUGGCAAGCAUAGAUUCGAGAUCCGAGUGGCAGGCAUAAGCGAUGACGGGAAAGGAAAUGCGCGCUUGACUGAGACAGUUGCGUCGAAUUGGGUCGUGACUGGAAAGAUUUUCAUUUGGUCUGACGAAGAUGGUUACGUUACAUCUGGGACUGGCCCAAUCAUCCAAUCUCCACCAGCACUCAUAGCUCUAGCCUCAAAAGUUGGCCAAGCGACCAACGGCACGAAUUCAACGCUUGACUACCACGUAAACGUAGACCGCUCUCUUGACAUAAGCGCGACGAUCCAAACUUCAAGUGGAACGUACGGCGCGACGUGGUCUCAAAGGGUCACAUAUUCUAACGUUGGCAACUUCAGCAAUUCAGGCAACGACCAGUUGAACAUGCAGAAGACCAAUGGGAUGGCCGCCUCAAAUAUCGAGCGCCUGUCUCCAUACUCUAGUUCGUUCAGCUACCCGAUUAUGGUCGCGUCUCGCUACAUGUCGUUCCCAGACAGCGACAAUUUCACUCUUCAGGCCACCAUGGACCGCGGCAAAGAUGUGAAAUCAUCUGGUGCACUUUGGUUUCUUCUCGACGAAUCAUACGGUCACAGCAAUCUGCAAAGCGAAAGUACCCUAAGCACUCACCAGAACGGCACUGCUACCUACUACUCGAUACCGGCCGAGUCAAGAGCCGCAGGUUUUGGAAGUACAGAGCAAAAGCUAGUGUAUUUUGACGAUAUUAGCGGUUAUUCCCGCCAUGUCCGCGCCGAUAACUCGACAAUCACAUUUGACGACGAGACUAUUCAGGGACAGGCUCGAGAAAAGAGCUGGUCUGCGAUAACUGCCGGAGCUGAGGAUGAAUACGUGAAGAUGACUAUCAAGGAUAUGGUUGGACGAGGGCCUAUAGGCUUAGGUGAUGAAGUGUAG
Molecule: messenger RNA, 1833 nt
Organism: Pseudovirgaria hyperparasitica
Lineage: Eukaryota; Fungi; Ascomycota; Dothideomycetes; Acrospermales; Acrospermaceae
Exons: 2
Coding region: 1-1833 (610 amino acids)
Source: RefSeq, a predicted model, not a curated record